Messenger RNA from Abrus precatorius (Indian licorice), 1049 nucleotides. RefSeq lists its product as uncharacterized. Gene Ontology annotation, biological process: chaperone-mediated protein complex assembly; protein folding. Gene Ontology annotation, molecular function: Hsp90 protein binding; protein-folding chaperone binding. Bases 108 to 716 code for a protein of 202 amino acids. Lineage: Eukaryota; Viridiplantae; Streptophyta; Magnoliopsida; Fabales; Fabaceae. Gene Ontology annotation, cellular component: nucleus; cytosol. The record is from RefSeq and is a predicted model, not a curated record. The transcript is spliced from 7 exons.
UAUAAAUAGCAUUUGUUCAAAAGCGAUAGUUUGGGUUCUCUCUCUGUUGCUAAGGAACUAGGGUUUUACAGAACCUGUCUUUUCGCUUCAAUCUUCGUCGAUCAAAUAUGAGUCGUCAUCCUGAGGUGAAGUGGGCUCAGAGAGUUGACAAGGUCUAUAUCACGGUGCAAUUGCCGGAUUCCAAAAAUGCGAAAGUGGAUCUUACUCCGGAUGGUAAAUUUACCUUUUCUGGCAGUGCUGGCACUGAAGACCGUCAGUAUGAGCUACAGCUGGAGCUCUUUGACAAGGUUAACGUAGAGGAGAGCAAAAUUAAUGUAGGAGUGCGAAGCAUAUUCUGUGUAGUGCAGAAAGCAGAGAAUGGAUGGUGGAAAAGGUUACUGCGUGCAGAAGGCAAGCCUCCACAUUAUGUGAAAGUUGAUUGGGAUAAAUGGGUUGAUGAGGAUGAAGAUGAUGGUGGUGAUCUGGACUUAGGAGGGAUGGAUUUCUCGAAAUUUGGGGGGAUGGGUGAUGAUGCAAUGGGAGGAAUGGAUUUCUCUAAAUUUGGUGGGAUGGGUGAUGAUGCAAUGGAUGACAUUGACGAGAGUGAUGAUGAAGAGCAAGAAGUGUCGAAGCCUGCAGAACAAAAUGCUGGCGAAAGUGCUGGUGAAGCAUCGACAGGGAAGAAAGAUGCUGCUGAAGCAUUGACAGAGAAAAAAGAAGCAGUUCCAAGCACAUGAUGCCCUUGCUGUUGAGGAUGCUACCCUGAAGAUGCUUAUGAAAAUUCUCGAGUGAGGUUUUCAUUAUCUGUAUCAUUGAUCGGUAGUUGUUUGAGUCAUUUAUGUGUCUCUUCUGUGUUGGCUAAACAUUUAGCACGUAUUAUUUAUCCAAAAAGGCCCCCUCCCUCUAGUUGGAUUAGGAUAUUAUAUAAUUGAGAUUUUUAUUUUCGUGCAUGAAUGGCGGUAUCUGGAUUUCUACAUUUUUAUGUUCCAUGUUUUUGAGCAUGUUUGGAUUGUUGAUUAGGCAGUCUCUGCAGCUGGUGAAGUGAAACCUCGAAAUUGCUAUGAAUUUAU